Morchella sextelata is the source of this 1950-nucleotide messenger RNA. RefSeq lists its product as uncharacterized. Gene Ontology annotation, molecular function: DNA-binding transcription factor activity, RNA polymerase II-specific; RNA polymerase II cis-regulatory region sequence-specific DNA binding. The record is from RefSeq and is a predicted model, not a curated record. Gene Ontology annotation, biological process: regulation of transcription by RNA polymerase II. The transcript has 3 exons. Lineage: Eukaryota; Fungi; Ascomycota; Pezizomycetes; Pezizales; Morchellaceae. The coding region runs from base 1 to 1950 and encodes 649 amino acids.
AUGUCAGCGGCUGUAGCAGCCAGACAAGGUGGUACUGCUCACAACGGGAACUCGAACUCGAAUUCUCGUAUGGGCACAGGCUCUCCAGUUGAUACUAAGAGAAAUGUUAAGGGCGAAGAUAAAUCUUCACGACCCUCAUCUGCGUCUUCUUAUAAUCAACGAGACUCUUCCAAAAUUGGUUCUCCAAAACAGACUUCCCAUGCGCAAUCACUUGCAUCAUCAAAUACUUCGAGCUCGCUACAUCCUCCUCAGGUAUCGAUAAAUCAGCCACCAGAUAUUUCGAAUCCUGCGCCAAACCCCUCUAAUCCUUCAAACUCACCCCCGAAUCAACAUGUUAAACAGGCACCGCGCUCCCUUCCCCCACCCCCACCACCCGGUCAGUCCCAGAGAGAUACUCCCGGAGACUACUUCGCCAUCAACCACCACAGUCGCCUCGACCAAGAGCCAAACGUUUUUGAACAAUCAUUUGCAAAUCCAGGAACAACCCCUAACGACCCUCUAGCCACACCCAAGGCAAUUCUUCCGCCUGUGACAGCUAUAACAUCCCCUGCCUCUUUGCUACCAGGGGCUCAUCAUCUCAGCUGGGGUAUCAACUCUCUCAGGUCUGGACCGCUGUCCCCUGCUAUGCUUCAGGGACCUACAACUAGUUCCGGCGGAGUUGGGGCUAGCAGCUCAUUAGGGUUCGAGUCACAUAUUCGAACCGGGUUAACACCCAACGAGUCGGGCAUCAGGAGUGGAUUGACUCCCGGAGGAUCUGGCUCUAUUUUUGCCCAACCUCAAAAUACCAUGUUUCAAUUUGCCACCAGUGGUGGUGGGACUACACCAGGGACUUUAGAAUUCCACAAGACAGCUAUAUCUGCCGUGCGAAAGGGUCUGCCUGGUAUGAGUACCUCUCAACACAUUUCAGUGAAGCCCGAAGAUACUUCAUCUGGCCAUAACGAUCACGACCAAAAGUCCCGACAACACUCAGACCCAUACCAUGGUUCCGAUCCAGCUCAUAAUGCUGCGAGUGGCCUUUUCUUGUUAGCCCAGGCUCAGCACCAACAAGGUGAUAGCGCAGCUGCGCCAAUGGUCACAUCAGGAACCGGCUAUCAAAAUAACAGCCAGCUUCCGUCAGUAAUGUCUGGAUCCAAUGGGGGUCCUAUCGAGAGCCCAAGUCCUAGUCUUGCCAAGAGGGCUGUUGUCAAUAGCGCAAAUAACGCUGCUAUGAGUAGCAGCAUCAACAGGUCAGCAUCUAGUGUCACUUCAAUGGCCAACAGUAUUCGAGCGUCUAGCGAGGCUAGUGAUAUGAGUGACUCUGGUGAAGAUAUGCCAAUGAGCUCAAACAAUGGCUCACGAAAUGCCAGAGGAAGGAAAAGCAAGGGUGCAAGUAUGAAUGGAAGGCGAAAGGCUGAAGAUCAAAGUCCCAGUGGAGGAGCUUCCCGGAACAAGAAGGCUAAAGUCAAUCAAUCGAUUAGUGGAGGAAGUGAUGAUGGGAACGAUGGGAUGGACCUGGAUGAUAACCAAACUGGCAAAGACGGAAAGAAGAUGACAGAUGAAGAGAAGAGGAAAAACUUUCUUGAGAGGAAUCGUGUUGCUGCAUUGAAAUGUCGACAACGCAAAAAGCAAUGGCUUGCAAACCUUCAAGCCAAAGUUGAGCUUUAUUCAAGCGAAAAUGAUGCCCUUACUGCGCAAGUCACUGGCCUACGAGAGGAAAUCAUGUCUCUCAAAACCUUAUUACUUGCGCACAAAGAUUGCCCCGUUGCUCUUGCAAAUGGCCUUAAUAUCAACCUAGAAGCUGUAACCAGUAAUAUGGGAAACGUCAACCUUCCUAAUGAUUACAGUCAUGCACCAAUGAUGGGGCAAAAUUACAGGAUGGCAAUGGGGAACGGCGGGAACAACGGGAUGGGGAACAACGGGAUGGGUGGAAGCAUGAUGGGCCCUCCAGGCAGUGGACGAAGGUAUUCUUGA